Hypoxylon fragiforme is the source of this 1248-nucleotide messenger RNA. RefSeq names its product putative GPI anchored dioxygenase. Gene Ontology annotation, molecular function: iron ion binding; oxidoreductase activity, acting on single donors with incorporation of molecular oxygen, incorporation of two atoms of oxygen. NCBI's taxonomy places the organism in Eukaryota, Fungi, Ascomycota, Sordariomycetes, Xylariales, Hypoxylaceae. The transcript has 2 exons. The record is from RefSeq and is a predicted model, not a curated record. Bases 1 to 1248 code for a protein of 415 amino acids.
AUGGUGUUCGUGCCCUCGAUAGCGGCCACGUUGGCCGCGGCCUUGGCUUUGACUCCCGUCCUCGUAGCGGGACACCCCGGAGAGAAAUACGGGAAGCGAGAGGCCAUGGAGGAGAUGGGGAAUGCCCACGUCGUUUCGACGAUGAAUGCGAGGGCUUUGGAGGCGUGCCAGAAUUCGCCGGCCGUUAAGGCGCGCAAGGAACGUGCUGGUGAGUCUACCACCACCCCCUUUAUCCUGCUGCCCUCGUCGCUCGACGCGCAGAGACAUUCGCACGACUUCGUCGGGAAAGGAACAUUGAGAACGGUAUGCAACAUCCCCGUGCCCACCUGCAUACCCAGCUCGCUAAAACCGUCUUCUAACCCACCCCUCUCUCCCACCACAGCCCCCUGGCUCCACCGCCGCGACGCCGCCUCCCUGCAAAAAUGGGCAGCGCAGUCGCACGACAAGACAGGGACCGUCGACUUCGACAAGGACACGCCCAUCUCCGACAUCUUCGGCUCGAACACGAGCUGCGUGCUCACGCCCGACAACGCCAACGGGCCGUACUUCGUGUACCAGGAGCGGAUCCGCAGCGACGUCGUCGAGGGCACCGCCGGCGUGCCGCUGCACCUCGAGCUGCAGUUCAUCGACGUGCAGACGUGCGCGCCGGCGGGGGCGGGGGCGGGGGCGGGGCUGCUGAUCGACACGUGGUCGUGCAACGCGACGGGGGCCUACAGCGGCGUGAGCGCGCGGGGCGAGGGCGGGCUCGGCACGACGUACCUGCGCGGGGCGCAGGUCGCGGACGGCGACGGCGUCGUCAGCUUCGACACCAUCUUCCCGGGCCACUACCAGGGGCGCGCGACGCACCAGCACCUGAUCGCGCACGUCGGCGCGCGCGUCCUCCCCAACGGCACCUACUCCGGCGGCACCGUCGCCCACCUCAGCCAGCUGUUCUUCGACCAGGCCCUGCGCGACGCCGUCGAGGCCACCCCGCCCUACAGCGCCAACACCAUCCCCCACACCCCGAACCUGCGCGACUGGUUCACCGGCUACGCCGCCACCCCGGACUACGACCCCUUCCCGAACUAUGUCAUGCUGGGCGGGAGUCUGGACGACGGGCUGUUCCUGUGGGCGGAGCUGGGGCUGAACACGUCGUCGAACUGGGAUUACUAUGCGCCGUAUGCGGCGACGUGGAAGGAGGGGGGAGGGUACGAUAAUCCGGAUUUUGACUUUAGGGCUGUGGCUAGUCCGCCGCCGACGCAUGGGUAA